Sodiomyces alkalinus F11 is the source of this 3043-nucleotide messenger RNA. RefSeq lists its product as hypothetical. The record is from RefSeq and is a predicted model, not a curated record. Gene Ontology annotation, biological process: DNA-templated transcription initiation; transcription preinitiation complex assembly; transcription by RNA polymerase III. Bases 414 to 2816 code for a protein of 800 amino acids. Gene Ontology annotation, cellular component: transcription preinitiation complex; transcription factor TFIIIB complex; nucleus. Gene Ontology annotation, molecular function: RNA polymerase III type 3 promoter sequence-specific DNA binding; RNA polymerase III general transcription initiation factor activity; TBP-class protein binding. Lineage: Eukaryota; Fungi; Ascomycota; Sordariomycetes; Glomerellales; Plectosphaerellaceae. The transcript has a single exon.
GCCACCUCCAGUGCGUCCUUCAAAUCCCGCCAGCAUCACCCAUCCUAUUUAUCGAUCGUACCGGCCUACAGCUCAUUGCCCAAUUGAGCGAGGAAGCAGAGGCCGGAUCCAACAAAAGGUCGAGCACAUCCUCAGCGAACGAACGAACCCUGGUCGCGCAGUACGCCCACAGAAAGGGGAAGGGGAAGAACAGGGGACGAUCAUCAACACCAUCAUUAUAUCUCGUCCUGAGUCGUCCAUCGCUCACUCAAAGAACACGUGCAACUACACGACCGCACAGCAACUCUUAGAGCCCUGUACUUAGACAACGGCGUCUCGAUCAUCCUCAUAGUCGUCCAUCUCAUUCACCCUAAGCAGACUUUUACCUCACUACCACCAUCUCAUGAGCAUCAGAUUCACUUCCACGAUCCACCAUGCCGCCCAUGCUCAAGAAGAGUAACUUCAAACCCAGAAGCCGCAUCGGCGAAGCCAGACUCCGCGCUGAGCGGGAAGAGGCCAAUGCCCGCGCCGCCAAAGAAGCAUCUGCCGCCGCCGCUGCUGCUGCCUCUGCCGCUGCCGCCGCCGCCGCCGCCGCGAGCCAACGACACUCCAUCGCCGUCGCUUCCACCGGCCCUCAGUGCGCCAACAAGGCAUGUACCCAGCCCAAGGUCGUCGAUGGCGUUUGCCAGAACUGCGGCGUCGUCGCCGACGAAAGCAACAUCGUGGCCGAGGUCCAGUUCGGCGAGACCUCCUCCGGCGCCGCCAUGGUCCAGGGUAGCUACGUCGGCGCCGAUCAGGGCGGUGCUCGCACCCUGGGUCCCGGCAUGCGACGCGCCGGCGGCUCCGACCACCGCCAAAAAUCCCUGGCCGAGGCCAAGGCCAUCAUCCAGGGCUACGCAUCGCGCCUGAGGAUCGCCGCCCAGCAUGUCGUCGAUGUCGCCGUCCGCACUUUCACUCUCUCCUCCCAGCAUGGCUUCACCCAGGGCCGGCCCCUCCCCAUGGUCUGCGCCGCCUGCCUCUACCUGGCCUGUCGUCAGGAGAAGAACCACGUCAUGCUCCUGGACCUGGCCGACCUGACCCAGAUCAACGUCUUCCGCCUGGGCCGCGCCUUCAAGGUCCUCCUCUCCAAGGUGCCCACCCCGGGCGUCGACCCCGUCUUCCCCGAGGACAUCAUCCACCGCCUCGCUGCCAAGCUCGAGUUCGGCACCGACGUCACCAAGGUUGCCGAGGAUGCCCUCCGCCUCGUCUACUCCAUGCGCCGGGACUGGAUCGUUAUGGGCCGCCGUCCCUCCGGCAUCUGUGGCGCCUGCCUGCUCAUGGCCGCCCGCAUGAACAACUACCGUCGCACCGUCCGGGAGGUCGUCUACGUCGUCAAAGUCACCAGCCACACCAUCAUGGAGCGCAUGAAGGAGUUCAACGAGACCACCACCAGCAAGAUGACCGUCGACGACUUCCUCGCCGUCGACCUGCGCCAGUCCUCCGCCCUGUCCCACGACCCGCCCUCCUUUUACCGCAACUCCGACGCCUACAAGCAAAGGAUACAGGAGCGCCGGAAACGUAAACGCCCCGUCACCGAUACCGGUGAUGGCCUUCGAGACGCGAGCCGCCCUAAUCCCGCCACCGAGAUCGAGCGGGGGGCUUCCCGGUCGACUAACGGCAGCAACACUCCAUCAACCCCAUCACUAUUACAAUCCCAAUCCCAAUCCCAAUCACAAUCACAAUCACAGUCCACAUUGGCAACCACACCAGCUUCGUCUGCCCCAACCACCGGCCUUUCUUCCGGCCCCGACCUCUCUUCCGUCCCGAACCCGGCAGACUCGUACCGCCGAGACAAGGACGGCUAUCUCAUACCCCCAGUCCCGCCUCAAAUCAACGCCCAGGAACCGGCUUUGCGCGGCGCCGACGAUGCCGACUUUGAAGGCCUCAUCAACCAAUUCGGAGAAGCCAUGGAUGCUGCGGAGCAACAAGACGACUCCCAGCACGGGGAUCAUGACGGCGAUCAAGACGGCGAUCAAGACGGAGAACCCACGUCUACGACCACAUCCAGACCUCGCGGUCGACGCCCCAAGGCCCCCCGGCCAACCCUGCCCAUCAACGAGGAGUGGGAAGGGGACGAGGAAGACAUCGAGGACGAGAUCUCCGAGAUCAUGAACGACCCGGAGACCAUGGAGCACGCCAAGGCCUACGGCAGCGCCGAGCAGCGCGCCCGCCUGCACGCCAUGUGGGCGCUCCAGAACGAGCCGCACAAGGAGGUCUCCAUGGCCCCCGUCGUCGAGGAGGACGAGUUUGCCGACGACCCGGAGGUGCAGAACGCCAUCCUGACCCCCGAGGAGGCCAAGCUGAAGGAGCUCCUCUGGGUCAACGAGAACAAGGACUGGCUGCGCGAGAGCCAGCAGCGCAUGUUCCAGCGCAAGCUCGACGCCGGCAAGCCCAAGCGGCCCCGCAAGCGCACCAAGGCCCGCCCCGGCGAGGCCCAGACCUCGCCCGCCGGCACCCCCAUCGAGGCCGCCCAGAACGUCAUGAAGCACCACGGCAUGUCCAAGCGCAUCAACUACGACGCCAUCUCCAGCCUGCUCGGCAGCGGGCCCGGGGGCAGCCCCGCCCCCGCCACCGCCACCGCCAGCGGCCAGACCAGCAAGGCCAACAGCACCUUGGGCGAUGCGUUCCGCGAGGACGAACCUCCCCAGGACGAGGCCGACGAGUUUUCCGACUCCGAUGCUGGGGACGAAGACGAGGCGCAACGGGACUACAACGACUACGGAGACGAUUACGAUGAUUAUGAGAAUCCGGACGUGGACGAAGACGAUUACGGGCAAGGCUACGAGGAGGACGAGUAGUGGUCGACUCGUUCCACGCUGUCAGUCUACUGCCAUGGGUCUACUGUACUGAUAGAGCAAAGAUAGUUGUUGGUGGAGGAGGCGAAGUUGGUGAGGCGGAUAUCUGAUAGCGUACAUGUACAUGGGGAAUCGAUAAUUCAUCAGACCGACUCUUGGCCCUCGUCUAGUGAUGGCGUGAUAUCUUGUUGACACGGAUGAAGCGUGUGAUAUGGUGUCGUCGUUAAUAA